Callorhinchus milii (elephant shark) is the source of this 1509-nucleotide messenger RNA. It is a transcript of the gene dcaf8, whose product is annotated as DDB1 and CUL4 associated factor 8. The record is from RefSeq and is a predicted model, not a curated record. Lineage: Eukaryota; Metazoa; Chordata; Chondrichthyes; Chimaeriformes; Callorhinchidae. Gene Ontology annotation, cellular component: cytoplasm; Cul4-RING E3 ubiquitin ligase complex. The transcript has 11 exons. Gene Ontology annotation, molecular function: protein binding. The annotation marks the transcript as partial.
GAGACGGAGAAAGAGGAGGAGAUGAACGAAGAGGAGAUGGAAGCGGAGGAGAGAGCCCUCGAAUUCUGGUUAUCGGCUGAAACACAACCGUCUCCUAACCCAGUGUGGACGCCAUUAAACGCUUUACUGUCGCGAGAGAGAGGCUCAAACCCUUUGAGCUUCACCACAGGGGCCUGUGGGGCCCGGAGUUUUGUCCAGAGAUUCCAGCGUCUGUUCACACUUGAUUCCCAUCGAGGUUGUGUGAACUCACUUCACUACAAUCAGUCGGGGACAUGUCUGGCCAGUGGCAGUGAUGAUCUGCAUGUUAUCGUGUGGGACUGGGCGAGUCAGAGAGAGAGACUGAGGUUUCACACCGGUCACAAGAGCAAUGUGUUUCAGGCUAAGUUCCUGCCGAACACAGGUGACACGACGAUGGUGAUGUGUGCGAGAGAUGGGCAGGUGCGAGUGGCUGAACUGUCAGCUACAGAAACAUGUAAAUCUACCCGCAGAGUAGCUCAGCAUCGCGGCUCAGCCCACAAGCUCGCUUUACACCGAGACUCCCCCUCAGUGUUUCUUUCUGCUGGUGAAGACGCUGUGAUUUAUUCGAUUGAUUUGAGACAAGAUCGAUGUGCAACGAAGAUUAUUACCACAAAGGAACAAGACAAGAAAAUUGGAUUAUAUUCGAUUUAUAUCAACCCUUGUGAACCUCAGCAAUUCGCUGUCGGAGGUAAAGAUCAAUAUGCCAGAAUAUAUGAUUGUCGUAUGAUUCAACCUUCUCAAAUGAAUGGAGUUUUGAAAAAGUUUUGUCCUCAUCACUUGUUAAACAGUCAGUCAAAGGCUAAUAUCACUUGUCUUGUGUAUAGUCAUAAUGGGUCAGAGCUAUUAACAAGCUAUAAUGAUGAUGAUAUUUAUCUCUUUAACACAUCGGACGAAAAUGGGUCAGAAUAUAUUAAACGUUACAAAGGCCAUCGUAACAACGCCACAGUUAAGGGGGUGAAUUUCUAUGGACCGAGAAGUCAGUUUAUUGUCAGCGGAAGUGACUGUGGACACAUCUUCUUGUGGGAGAAAGAAUCUUGUCAAAUCAUCCAGUUUCUAGAAGGGGAUGAUGGGGGAGUGGUAAACUGUCUCGAGCCUCACCCUCACCUCCCUGUGUUGGCCACCAGUGGCCUGGAUCAUAGCGUCAAGAUCUGGGCCCCAACCUCCCAGCUCCCCAGCCCCCUGUGUGGGCUCCGUGAGGUCAUUAAGAAAAACAAGAGAGAACGAGAUUCUGAUAGUUUGAGACAAAGUGAUUUAUUCGACAGUCACAUGCUCUGGUUUUUAAUGCAUCAUUUGCGAGAGAGACGUCAUAGAGAGCAUCAUAGAGAAUUCUCUCCUGAUCUUGAAGCGGAUUCUGAGGCGUCUUCAAAUUCCACCAACACGUCGUCUGAUGACGAGGAAAUCGAUGCCCCAGAUAGAGUUCAAUGUCUGCCCUCCUAAACGCUCUUCUCUCCAUCCCUCCCCCUCUAUUCACUCUUUCUCCCCCCCCCACCC